UCACCAGCGUUCCGGUCGCAUGCACCAACAUGUCACUCGCUCGAAUUUUUCACGGUUGUUGGUUUUCUGUGCGCUCGGCUGUCAAGCCUUGCUUCGGCAGGAUGUUAGGUUAGUGACGUUCUGGACGAACAGAUAGAUGUGACCACGGGAAGAGUUGAUUUCAUUUCUAGACCGUGGGUGAGCCUGACCGACCCGUUCAGAAAAGACGACUUGCAUCUUUUUUUUCCUCCACAGCUGAAUAAAUGGACUUGUAUGGGAAGAUGGCUGCCACACAGGACGGUAAAUUUGGGCAGAAAGAGGGGUCGGACCAGAACUUCGACUACAUGUUCAAACUGCUGAUCAUCGGUAACAGCAGCGUGGGGAAGACCUCCUUCCUGUUCCGCUACGCGGACGACUCCUUCACCUCGGCCUUCGUGAGCACGGUGGGCAUCGACUUCAAGGUCAAGACCGUCUACAAGAACGAGAAGAGGAUCAAGCUGCAGAUCUGGGACACGGCUGGUCAGGAGCGCUACAGGACCAUCACCACAGCGUACUACCGCGGCGCCAUGGGCUUCAUCCUCAUGUAUGACAUCACCAACGAGGAGUCCUUCGGGGCGGUCCAGGACUGGUCGACCCAGAUCAAGACGUACUCCUGGGACAAUGCGCAGGUGAUCCUGGCCGGGAAUAAGUGUGACAUGGAGGAGGAGAGAGUGGUGUCUGUGGACAAUGGCCGGCUUUUGGCAGAGCAGCUGGGGUUCGAGUUCUUCGAGACGAGUGCCAAAGACAACGUCAACGUGAAGCAGACCUUCGAGCGACUGGUGGACAUCAUCUGCGACAAGAUGUCGGAGAGUUUAGAGACUGACCCCGCCGUCACCACGGGAACCCCAAACGCCAGACUAACCGACAACCCGCCCCCACUACAGCAGCCCAACUGUGGCUGUUAGUGGGACAACCCCCCCGCCCCCCCACCACCACCACCCGCCCCGCCCCAGACGGUGCCACCCUGAUGUGUGCCAAUGCCAAGAUAGUCCAUUUCCUAGGUAUAGUCUUACAGAAUUUAAUUCAUUACUAUUAUCUGCAUAUCUUACCUUCGCAAAUAAAACAUCCAGAGGUAUCAUUGCCUGGUACAGCUUUCUGCAGGUCUGUUUAUCUUUCGGUUUUAAUGUAGCAUUGUGGGACAGAACGAGCCUUUUCGGUACAUCCUGUACGUAGCCUGCCGCGCCCCUUAGGAGUCUGCAUCGCAGCCGAAUUUCACCGCUUGGCACCUGCACCGUUUUCGGCAGGUGUGCAGGGAGACAGGAAUAGUGCACGAGUUUGCUUCCCGUUCCCGUCGUCAUUGGGCGACGGCUCAUUAGUGCAGGUGUGCUGUGACUCCGCCCCCUUUGGGUCGUGGUGUGUACGCAGGUGUGGAGGCAUUGGGCUUAAUGUGCAGCUCAAUCUGACGUUGUAGAGGGGGGGCUUCCCGUUCCCUUUAUAAUGCAUGGCCAAACCCCAAGUCAGAAAAUCUACACGGUUUGUCAUCUGGCCAUCAAAAAAAAAAAAAAGAAAAAUCAGGAUACAAGUGCAACGCCGCCCACAAUGUUCUGGGGUACGCCUUGAGCAAAAAGUCCAGAAUGAUUCACACUAGUCCCCACAGGGGGAAAAGCCAGGAUAUUACUUUAGUUAUGAUUCUGCCAUUCCAUGCUAUUCAGUUUAUCCACAACGUGCUUUCUCCUGAAUUUAAGGAAAUGGUGCUUCUUCACGUCUUGCACAAAACCAGAGUUCUGUGGUGAAAGAUUAAUAAAAAAUAAAAAAAAUAAUGGGAAAAACAAUUUUCUUAAAUUAAUUUUUACCAAUUUAAGGAUGGCCUGCAUUUGUGGCUUGAUUGAACAGCCCUCUCACAGCCGACUAUGGGGAGUCUUUUGAUGCGUUUAAAGUGUUCCAUGGGUUGCACAUGCAUACUCAGGGCUCACAGAGUGUAGUUGUACAAAAGGCAGAUUGACUAACUGGGUGAUAAAACAUCUAAAUUUAUUCAACACCAACAUGGCUGUUUGGCUGUUUCUGGAAAUUUUGUUACAAUUGCCAAUCACAUAAUAGCUGUUAAAGUUUAUCAUAAGUUGGAAGAACAUCAAGGGUAUUCUCUGAUAUUAUCAGGUUAGUUUGUGCAAGUUAAAUUUAUUUUUGGAAAUACAUGUGUACUUCAUUGUGAAUUUGCAAGAAUGGCCAAUAGAAAAUAUUCUAAAUGUUGUGUAGAUAUGUUCUGACAAUGAGAUGGCUUUGCACUGGCUGAAUAAUUGGGUUGAAUUGAUCUGUCCUGCUCUAUAUAUAUUGUGUGGGGAAUAUUUUGUGCGUAUGUCCGUUUGCUUUUUCAUCUAGGUGUGCAUAUGUGAGUGUGAGUGAGUGUGUGAGUGUGUGUGUGUGUGUGUGUGUGUAUGUGUGAGAGAGAAUGAGUUGGUGUGUCUGUAUAGGUUUGUGUGAAUGAGUGAGCUUGCAUGUGUGUGAGUGAGUUUGUUUGCUUGGGUGGGAGAGAGAGGAGGAGAGAGCAAGCGUACAUGUGCGUUUGUGUGAGUGAGUGGGAAUGUGUGUGCGUGAGUGAGUUUGUGUGCUUGGGUGGAGGAGAGAGCAAGCGUACAUGUGCGUUUGUGUGAGUGAGUGGGAAUGUGUGUGCGUGAGUGAGUUUGUGUGCUUGGGUGGAGGAGAGAGCAAGCGUACAUGUGCGUUUGUGUGAGUGAGUGGGAAUGUGUGUGCGUGAGUGAGUUUGUGUGCUUGGGUGGAGGAGAGAGCAAGCAUACAUGUGCGUUUGUGUGAGUGAGUGGGCAUGUGUGUAUUGGUGCCACCAUAAUCCAUUUAACUCCAUGUUAAGAAACUACCUUUACAAAAUGUGUGGCCUUGCAAAAUUUCUCACGUUUGUCUCAUUUGUGCUUACCACAUAGUUUAGAACAUAUGGUGUGUGCAUGACUGUACAUAAUACAGAUGUGGGUGAGGGGUGUGCAUUUGCAUUUAGUUUUUAAAAACUGGUGGACUCAGAUCAACUCGUUUGUCAAAUACGUAAUGGAAUCACUGUCAUUUUAAUGCAAAAACAAUACAGACAAGGUGGCUGGCAUUCCAGACGAACACAAAAGCACAAGGAAAGGUCUCAGGCGACCAGAGGUGAGAAAUCCAGGUUCAGAAAGUAAAAGUCCGCCCUGGUGUUUCGUUCCGCUCAUCUGGAUUUGCCAAUGAGUGCAAUUCUUCAGCCAGAAGGUUAGAGCUAAUUGGUCAAAUCAGCAGGCUGAGUUCAUGGGUGCAGGAAACACACGGCGGGACUUCUACUUUCUGACCUUUGGAUUUUCCGCCUCUGCUCACAACUAUUUUUGGAGAAUGAUGGAAGCGUCAAUAUUUUCUCUUCAGCUGAACAUCUACCUUGAAAGGGUUAGGGUCAUCUUUAUAAAACUAAACAAGCCCCUCUCCCAUUCUUUAAACGUAGCCGUUUAGCCGCUAGAUUAGCAGAAUGCAUACCUUAUUUACUUGUGUGCAUGCCACUUUGGAAAUAUUAAGCUCCCUCUGCUAUCCAUUCAUAUUCCAAAUUAUCUAGUCAACUUUCAAAACAUAAGAUUCAAUAGUGCCAAAAAGUGUUUCACUUUAUUAAAAUAAAGGUGUCUUAGGCCUUUAGUCAGGUGACUGUGUGAGUAGAAGUGGGUGUCUUUACUAAAAUAUAGAUGCUGCAUGAAAUGGUGAGUGAUCGGUCUCUUCUACUAUAUCUAGCUACCUAUUUCUAUAUAUCUAUCUUUAUAUCUAUCUAUCUAUCUAUCUAUCUAUCUAUCUUACUUAUUUGUGCACUCUCAGAAGUUGUUUUGAGGUGCAAUGGGCCAAAAAGUGCAAUAUUUUAAGACCUAUUUCUUGUAUAUAAUCAUCUGUCCCUGUGUAUGCCUUUCCUUUCCCGAGUGGCUGCAAUCAGUCGACCCCCCCGAGUACUGUAGUGUGACAAGUGAAAGGCAUUCUGGGUAACACUUUACAUUAAGCUGCAGGUAUACCUGUGCAGUUUAAUUGUUACCCAUGUGGUAAAGAGAGGUUAAUAUUGAGUAACUCCGACAUACUGUAGGUAACAUGGAACAACGGUUGCCAGUAUUUUUAAUUACACAAACGAGGCUGGCUGUGUUACACCUGUCCUGCUACACUGAAGCCAUUACAUUGCAUUACAUUUAUUUGGCAGACGCUUUUAUCCAAAGCGAUGUACAAAAAGUGCAUUUCAUGGUCAUAGACAACUGCUAAGCACAGGUUCAGUAAGGUACAACACUUAUUUUGUACAGCUAUUUCUAGCCAAGAACACAGUUUAGUUCACACAGUGAACACUAUUCAGACCUAGCCAUUCUGUAUCAUGAAGACACAUUGUGAAAUUAACAAGCAAGGUUUAUUUGUUGUGCCAUCGUGAAGAUAUGGCCCAUGAGUGUAAUUAAAAUAUGUAAAAUAUUUCACAAGUGUAAUUAGGAAUGCUGCAAACUGUUGUUCCAUGUUACCUACGUUGGGGUUACUCAAUAACAACCUCUUGUUUUCAAAAUGGUUGCAAUUUAAGUACACAGGUAUAGCUAGCCGCACCUUAAUGUAGUGUUACUGCAUUCUGUGCAUUUCCAAGCUGUGUUUUCCCCCCAGGCAUCCCGUAGUCAGAAAGAAUGAGUGCUUUUAUUCUCCCCACACUGGGCAUGUGGAAGAGAGACUGAAAUGCACAUGACAAAUAGGAAAGCGCCAGAAAUGAAUGAAUGAAAAAUUUCCCCCACUCAUUAUUGCUGUGUACCAGUCAUUCACGUGGAAUAGCCAUAAAACUUGACUGAGUAAAACUAUGUACAUUAGUUUGUCUGUUGCUCAGUGUCUUGUAUAAUAGGCUAGUGUUUGUGUCAGAAUGUAGUUGAAGGGGAAGUCAUGCUGACGAUGGCUGCCAUUUUUUGCAUUUUAUGGUGAUAUUGAAACUAAUGUUUGAAACCUGCAGUGGGGCUUCUCCGUUCUGAUUUUUUGCGCCAGUGACUAAGACUUGGCUAUGGCAUGUUUCUAUACUGUGCUCAACCUCAGAAUUAUUAUUAUUAUUAAUAUUAAUAAUAAUAACAAUAAUAAUAAUAGACUGGCGACCUGUCCAGUGUAUAUUCCUGCCUCUCACCCAUUGCAUGUCGGGUUAGGCCCCCCCCCACCCCCCCCAACACUGACCCUGACCCUGACCAGAAAUAACCAGUUUAGAAAAUGGAUGGAUGGAUAACAGUAUAUUAGCUGCAGUACAUUUACCAUUGGAGUCAAUUCAGCAAAUUAAAUUGAUCAUUUGAAAAAUGCUCAGAACAGAUUUCUCAUUUUUAUAUUAAUUUUUCAUUCAUUAAUUUAAUAGACUCUGACCAUGAGUCUCAUGAUUGGUUUAGCACACAGCAUUUUGGACCGAUCUGCCAUUUACAAGAAAAUACACCGAGCAAUCAUAUAGCUCUGCCUGUGGACUAAGCUCAUUAUGGCAAAAGCACGUUCUUGGCAUAGAGGGAACAUUGUGGUCCACACACACAUGCACCGCUUAAUGAGCACGACUUCAAAUCAAUGAAAUCAAAACAGUUAUAUUGAUGGACUAUACCAUAGAACUGUUAUUGGAAGCCGAAUAAGAUUAUUAUAUUUCUAUCUUUGGGUUGGAUACUUAGGUGAGUUGCAUUUUUCACCUGCACAUUUUCACAUAGAAAUCAAUGAGGAGCGCAACCAAUCACAAAUUACAUUGAUGAGAAUACACAGGACGAACAAUGUGCAACAAUGAUUGGCAAACGGAUAGUCAGAAAGUAUCCACCAAUCAUUGAUGGGAUUGUUUUGUUUCUUCUUAUCAAAGUAAUCUGUGAUUGGUCAAGAUCCUGUCUGGUUUCUGCGAAUAGGUGUGGGGAAAGCAAAGAAAAAUAAUUUACAUGUGUUUGUAUCCAACCAAAAAAUAGAAAAUAAAAGAUAUGCGAUGGUUUCCAAUCUCUUAUGCCUAAAGCAGUCGGUUCUUUUGCUGCCAGGGACCUCAAACCCCCAGGAAAGUGUGACUGGUAGAAUAUGUUACGAGUGUUUACUGAGGAGAGCAAACCGGUAACGGCAGUGAUAGCCGUUAUUUAGAACGACUCCUAUUAGGUCCAUAGAUACUUGCUGUAGUUAAAGUCCAUGUCCUCUUGCCAGCUCAAGGCAGAUUCGCUGUAGUUUAAGUCACAGUUUUCCUUGUCCGUUUUCCUGUGUUCUCUUUAAUGGUUAAUUCUAGGACUGCAAAUGCAUUUCACUGGCCUGAACUUUGCUAGUCGAACACACGUCAUGCAUUAAGCUGCUAACAACUUAGCGUCUGGACCUUUCCUUGGUGUAAUAAUUAUAUUUAAAUAAAUGCCAGCUUGCUUUACCAUAGACACCAGAGAUUAUUGCUUCUCUUAUUAAAAAGAAAAAAAAAAAAAAAAAA
Molecule: messenger RNA, 6370 nt
Organism: Anguilla rostrata (American eel)
Lineage: Eukaryota; Metazoa; Chordata; Actinopteri; Anguilliformes; Anguillidae
Product: ras-related protein Rab-3C
Exons: 5
Coding region: 243-923 (226 amino acids)
Biological process (GO): protein secretion; protein localization to plasma membrane; regulation of exocytosis
Cellular component (GO): endosome; synaptic vesicle; plasma membrane
Molecular function (GO): myosin V binding; GTP binding; GTPase activity
Source: RefSeq, a predicted model, not a curated record